CAUUUCACGUGGGACAAACCCUCAAUCACAACCCAGUCUUUCUUUCUCUCUCUUCUUCUUCGCCCUUUCUUCUCUCUCUACUCUCUCUAAGCAUCUCUGUAAAGCUCUGGCAGACUAUUUUACCGAGGAAAACCAAAUUGGAACCUUUUGUGAUCUUACACUUGUCGAUGCUGUUAUCAGUGUUUGGGCAAUCGUGGGCUGUGGAAAUUUCUGGCUUGUGAAGAAGAUCGUUUUUGGGUCGUCUUAGCAGAAUUGGCAAUGUUCAAGUGGGGUUGCGAGCGCCUCGCUGAACUUGAUUUUGGAACAGGGAUCUGCUACUUCCUCAUCGGAAAUGUUUGAUUGGAACGACGAAGAGGCAAUCACUAAGGUGCAACUACAUCAUGUCCCACUUUCAUGCCAUUGCAUAUCAUAUUCUUUCUUCUACAGCUUACAGACAUAAUAUGGGGUGAGGCCACUGAGAGUGGUGACCACAUUGUGCCUUAUCCCAAGGAAAAUGAACAGAAGCUAUUAGUUACGUUUGGAGAUCAAAUCAAGAAACAAUGGGAUCAAGAUGCCAAAACUAUUAAAACUGUGGAGCAGAAGACAACUGGACCUAAAAAUGAUUCCACCGACUGUCGACUGGAAAGUAGUCCGCAAUUUAACAGAAAUGAAGGAUUUUCAGCUUCAGGAUUUGACAUGGAUUCUUGGUCUGAUUUUCCAUUAUCAAUUGCUGAAUGCGACGAGGGAUAUGCUGAUAGAAAUGGUCAGGACUCUAUCGGUGAAAUUAGAAAUUUGAACACAGCAAGAGCUGAUACAGCUCAACUAGAGAGUGAUCGUGAAUUGUUUGUGGACGAGCAUGUUGACAAAGAAGGUGGUUUUCUCGACUAUGGUUGGGCUAACAUUGGGAGUUUUGAUGAUCUUGAUAGAAUAUUUAGCAAUGAUGACUCAAUAUUUGGACAUGAAAGUCUUGGUAAUGCGGAUGAACUUUGGUCAUCCACAGAUGUAAUCAGAAGCCCAGCAAAAUCCUUCCCUUUGUCUACUGGUUCUCCAAGUUCAGUGUUAGGAGCAUUGAAGAGUAUGCCAGAGCAGUCUGAAGUCAAAAAGGAAUUUGUGCCACAUGAAGCCCAGUCUGCUACCCCUGGAAAUAAGAAGAUGAACGAUCAUGAUUCUCAUGGUUUACAGAAUUUGCAUCCAAGCAGAGAUGAAGUUGCUGGAAAGCAUAGCUGCUUAUGUAUUGACUCACUGGUUGAAGGUGCUGCAGGGGGAAGUAAGCUGCUGUUGGAGGGGAAGAAAACUCCAGAGGAAAUUGGAAAGAUAGAGGCAUCAGUCGCGCACUCUCUUAAUGAGAAUGACUUUGCAGACGAGGGAAGUAAGCUAAAGAAAUCCCAGAUAAAGUCAGAGGAAAAAGGUGAAGGAAAACUUUCUCAAGACUUGCAUGGUGCCUGGCCCCCCACUGCUAACCAAUGUCAACAAUUUGGGAAUCAAUUAGCAACCUCUGCUUUACAAACAUUUCCACCUUCAGUUCUCAGUCCACAAGGACAGAUUGGUGGGCCUGAUUCUUUGAGAUACCUUCAAACCUCCCAUUCAUAUUUUCCUGCUGGGUAUGGAAAUCAGGCACCUCCCUAUCCAUUCAUGCCUCCUUUGCAACACCAUCCUGAGAGGGAUAAGCUUCAUUCGGUCCUUGUUGGUCAUGAAUUCUCUCCCAGAUCAUCGAAGCAUGCCAGUGCAUUAAGGAAAUCACCAGAUGUUUCAAAAAAUUCUUUGCUCAUGACCCCUCAGGAAAAGAUUGAAAAAUUAAGGCGGCGGCAGAAAAUGCAGGCAAUGCUUGCCAUUCAGAAACAACAGCAGCAAUUCAAUCAUCAGGCUACUUGUACUGACCAGUCAAUGACCCGAAAGUGUCAUCAGGAGGAUCAAAGUGAAGAUAUAGUAGGAACUAAAAUUGAAGCGGAAGAAAACUUAAAAACUCCUCCAUCCGUGGACACAACUUCACCUGUAGAACAAGAUGAUUCCAAUACUGUCUCUAUGGUGGUUGAUGAAUGUUCACUGGAGGAAACAAUACUUGAUCAACUUCUAGAAGUUAUUGCAAAGUUGGAUAUUAGAACAAGGCUAUGUAUUCGAGAUAGCUUGUAUCGUUUGGCCCAAAGUGCAAUGCUAAGGCAUAGUGCUGCUGAUACAAGUAGGACCAAUAAAAGUAGUGCGGAUGAAAAUGAGGCUGCUGCAAAAGAAGAAUCAAACAGUCUCAACAGGUUUGGACUCUAGAAAGCAAUUAUGAUAUUGCAUU
Molecule: messenger RNA, 2260 nt
Organism: Macadamia integrifolia
Lineage: Eukaryota; Viridiplantae; Streptophyta; Magnoliopsida; Proteales; Proteaceae
Product: protein LNK2-like
Exons: 8
Coding region: 394-2238 (614 amino acids)
Biological process (GO): circadian rhythm; regulation of DNA-templated transcription
Source: RefSeq, a predicted model, not a curated record